Molecule: messenger RNA, 28499 nt
Organism: Oryctolagus cuniculus (rabbit)
Lineage: Eukaryota; Metazoa; Chordata; Mammalia; Lagomorpha; Leporidae
Source: RefSeq, a predicted model, not a curated record
AUGCAGUCCUACUCUGUGUUCCAAGUUCUCCAGGUGCUGUCAGGUUACAAGAAAAUCCAGGGCAGCUCCAAGGAGGAAUUAUGGUAUGGAGUGGGAAAGUGCAGCCCGGGGAGGGCGCAGACAGAUGCUUGUCUUGAUGCUACCCUGCGAGUGUCUGACCCGACUCAGCAGACGCUGCCAGUUGUGACUGGGCUGAGCUGGAUGUCCAAGCUGCCGAAGUCCCUCUGCGCGGGGCAGACACGCCGGCCCGGUCCCCGGAGACUGCCCCCGGCUCGCAGGCGCCAGGUCGGCUCCUGCGGGGGGCGCUGUCGGCAAUCUCCGCGUGGCCUGGAGUUCCUGGGGCUGCCGGCGGCGGCGCGCGCCCCGCUAGCCCGAGCCCGGCGAGCCGGGGGCCGCAGCCUGGGCGCCCGCACGCUCCCCGCCUCCGGGCGCGUGUGGGCCGGGCGCGCCGGGACCCCCAUCGCGCCUCCGCCGCGGCGGCCCCCCGCCCCCCGCGGCCUGGCCUCGCGCCGGGUCCCCGCGGCGGAGUGGGGAGGAGGAGGGGAGAGACUGGAGGAGUUGGCGACAGACGCAGCCUCGGCGCGCACGGUUCCGGCUGCAGACAGACGGCGGCGGGCGGCGGCUACCUCCCCCGCACGGCCGCGGCACCGCUCCCUCGGCCCCCGCCCCCAGGCAGCGGACCCGGACCGGAGGGACGAGCCCGCGAACGCGGUGGGCCCGGCCCGCCCCGCGUGCCGCCGCGGCCGGCCGGGGAUCCCCUGCGAGCCGGGGAGGAGCCGCCGCCACCGCCGCCGCCGCCAGACAGCCUGCGAGUCCCUGGGAAAGUGCAAGGGGGCGGGGAGCGCGGGGGCGGCGCGGGUGUCAGGUCCUCGGCUCUUAAAGAGCCCGGCGCGCUGCGCUCCCGGCCAGCCCGCCCGCGCCCCCCGCCGCCGCAGUCCGCGCCCCGCGCCCCUCCCCGCGGCCGGCGGGGCCGGGUGGCCCGCGAGCCGCACUGCGGGCGCUCCCCGCCCCGCUCGGAGCGGCGGCCGCAGCUCCAGCUCCACGCUUGCGACCUCGGACCUCUCUGUCCCGUCGGGCGGAUUUCAAGCUCUGACAUCAGUCUUCCGGCCCUUUGAACGUACUGUGUGUGGAUGUAAAAUUAACCACAAAGCUGCAACGCUCCUGCCGAACUUCCCCGUAUCUGCAGGAAGGACCACGUGCCGCCUGGAGCAUCACGGCAGGUACCUGAGAAUCCGCGCUAUCCUUUCCAGAAGAGUUAGAGAUGUAGCUGCUGACAGAAGAUUGGUUUGCCUUUGGAGAAAGCUGGAAUGCGUGGUCCCCCUGAGAGGCAGAGUGACAGAGCAAGAGAGAGAGAAAGAGAACAUGUACUCCAUAGAAUACUAUACAGCAGUCAAAAACAAUGAAAUCCAGUCAUUUGCGACAAAAUGGAGGAAUCUGGAAAACAUUAUGCUAAGUGAAUUAAGCCAGUCCCAAAGGGACAAAUAUCAUAUGUUCUCCCUGAUCGGCGACAACUAACUGAGCACCAAAGGGGAAACCUGUUGAAGUGAGAUGGACACUAUGAGAAACAGUGACUUGAUCAGCCCUUGUCCUUACUGUUGAUGUACAAUGUAAUACUUUAUCCCUUUUUGUAUUUUUGUUGUUGUUGUUCUAGUUCUGUUGGUUGAACUCUGUAAUUAACACAUAAUUAUUCUUAGGUGUUUAAAUUUUAACUGAAAAGUGAUCCCUGUUAAAUAUAAGAGUGAGAAUAAGAGAGGGAGGAGAUGUACAAUUUGGGACAUGCUCAAUCGGACUUGCCCCAAAUGGUGGAGUUAGAAACGUGCCAGGGGAUUCCAAUACAAUCCCAUCAAGGUGGCAUGUACCAGUGCCAUCUCACUAGUCCAAGUGAUCAAUUUCAGUUCACAGUUGAUCACACUGAUAGGUCUAAGAGUCAAAGGGAUCACACAAACAAGACUAGUGUCUGCUAAUACUAACUGAUAGAAUCAAAAAGGGAGAGAACAAUCCAAUAUGGGAAGCGGGAUACACAGCAGACUCAUGGAAUGGCAGAUAUCCUAAAUAGCACUCUGGCCUCAGAAUCAGCCCUUAAGGCACUGGAUCUGGCUGAAGAGCCCAUGAGAGUAUUUUAGGCAUGGAAAGCCAAGACACUCUGGAAAAAAAAAAGAAGAAGACCUAAACGAAAGGUCUCUGUGAAUGAGAUCCCAGUGGAAAGAACAGGUCUUCAAAGAAGGAGGUACCUUUCUCUGAAGGGAGGAGAGAACCUCCACUUUGACUAUGACCUUGUCUGAAUAAAAUUGAAGUCAGCGAACUCAAAAGGCUUCCAUAGCCUUGGCAACUCAUGACUAGAGCCUAGGGAGAUUACUGACGCCAUAAACAAGAGUGUCAAUUUGUUAAGUCAACAACAGGAGUCACUGUAUACUUACUUCUCAUGUGGGAUCUGUCUUUAAUGUGUUGUCCAAUGUGAAGUAAUGCUAUAACUAGUACUGAAACAGUAUUUUACACUUUAUGUUCUGUGUGGGUGCAAACUGAUGAAAUCUUUACUUAAUAUAUACUAAAUCGAUCUUCUGUAUAUAAAGAGAAUUGAAAAUGAAUCUUGAUGUGAAUGGAAUGGGAGAGGGAGCAGGAGAUGGGAAGGGUGCGAGUGGGAGGGAAGUUAUGGGGGGAAAGCCAUUGUAAUCCAUAAACUGUACUUUGGAAAUUUAUAUUUACUAAAUAAAAGUUAAAAGAGAGAGAGAGUGAGAGAGAUCUUCCAUCUGAUGGUUCACUCCGCAAAUGGCCACCUUGGCUGGGGCUGGGCCAGGCUGAAGCCUAGAGCCAGGAACUCCAUCUGGGACUCCCAGAUGGGUGGCAGGGGUCCAUAUAUUUGGGCCAUCCACUGUUUCCCCAGGAGCAUUAGCAGGAAGCUGGAUCAGAAGCAGAGCAGCCAGGACUUGAACCGGCACCCAUGUGGAUCACCAGCGUCACAAGCAGCAGCUGAACUCGCUGCUCCAGGACUCCGGCCCUUUACCCACUGACUGGAAAAGUCACCUUUAUCAUACAUUCAGUUCCCCAUUUGCAUUUGGAUUUUGUUUUGGAUUCUUUAGUCUAAUUUGUGGGUUUAUUCUUUUAAUCAUUAUUUUUAAUUAGUGUACAGUUAGUAAGCUCUUAUACAUGUAUCAAUAUCUGAGAUGACUUUCCACUUACCUUUAAUUUCCUUGGUUAUACUUUUUUUUGUUACUCUUUCCAUUUUCGUUUUAGAAUAAAACUUGUCUGGGUUUUCUCCUUUUUAAAUAUUUAUUUAUUUAUUUAAAAGGCAGAGCUACAGAGAGGACGAGGGAAAAAGAGAGAGAGAGAGAAGGGAUCUUCCAUCUGCUCGUUUACUCCCCAAAUGGCUGCAAAGGCGGGAAUUGGGCUGAUCUGAAGCCAGGAGCCAGGAACUUCUUCCAAGUCUCCCAUGCAGAUGCAGAGGGCCAAGCACUUUGGCCAUUUCUGCUACUUUCCCCAGCCAUUAGCAGGGAGCUGGAUCAGAAGUGAAGCAGCUGGGAUAAGGAUUGGCACCCAAAUGGGAUGCCACCGUUGCCACCAUCGUAGACAGUGACUUUACCUACUAUGCUGCAGUGGCCGCCCCAAGGUUGUCUAGCUUUAAAAGUGUAUUUUUAUUGGAAUCAUGAUACAUGAAUCCAUUUCAUUUAUAGUGUUGAGUCUUCCUGUCUUAGAUUAUGGUUUAUCUUUCCACUUGUUAAGAUUGUCUUUUGUGUUCACCAUUUGUGUUUUAAAGUUUUUUGAAGAAAAUUUUGCAAAUCUUGCUGGUGUUUAUUCCUGGAAGCUUAAUCUUUUUUAUUGCUACUGUAACUAGGACCUUAGUGUUUGUAGCAUGCAAUUGAGUUAUUUGCAAAUAGCCAUCAUUUUACCUAUUGUUUAUAUAUAUACCUAUUGUUUAUAUAUAUAUAUACAUAUAUAUAUAUAUAUAUAUAUCUCCAAUUUCUUACUUGGACCGUUAUCUGAUCAAUCAUCUGGUUUCUCCAGCACAGUGUGAUGGGGCUACACACGUCUUGUUAGUGUUUCAUUUGGUGUUUCUUUUUUUAAAAUUUUUAUUUAUUUGACAGGUAGUUAGACAGUGAGAGAGAAAGAGACAGAGAGAAAGGGCUUCCUUCCAUUGGUUCACUCCCCAAAUGGCCACUAUGGCCGGAGUUACGCCGAUCCGAAGCCAGGAGCUAGGUGCUUCCUCCUGGUCUCCCAUGCGGUUGCAGGCACCCCAGCACCUGGGCCAUCCUCCACUGCCUUCCUGGGCCACAGCAGAGAGCUGGACCAGAAAAGGAGCAACCGGGACUAGAACUCGCGCCCAUAUGGGAUGCUGGCGCCGCAGGCGGAGGAUUAACCAAGUGAGCCACAGUGCUGGCCCUCAUUUGGUGUUUCUUUUCUUUUCUUUCUUUUUUUUGACAGGUAGAGUGGACAGUGAGAGAGAGAGACAGAGAGAAAGGUCUUCCUUUGCCAUUGGUUCACCCUCCAAUGGCCGCCGCAGCUGGCGUGCUGCGGCAGGCGUACCGCGCUGAUCCGAUGGCAGGAGCCAGGUGCUUCUCCUGGUCUCCCAUGGGGUGCAGGGCCCAAGGACUUGGGCCAUACUCCACUGCCUUCCUUGGCUACAGCAGAGAGCUGGCCUGGAAGAGGGGCAACCGGGACAGAAUCCGGCUCCCCGACUGGGACUAGAACCCGGUGUGCCAACGCCUCAAGGCGGAGGAUUAGCCUAGUGAGCUGCGGCGCCGGCCCAUUUGGUGUUUCUUAAUUAAGCAUGGUUUAUAUAAUUUAUUAUAGUACUGUGCUUCUGAUACUGAACUGUUUGCAUUUCCUAAAUAAAGUUCUCUUGAUCAUUUUAUACACGUAGUUAACUUUGGAUUUUGCUUGUGGUGCUUUAUGAUUUUUGUGUUGAAAGUAAAAAUUAAUAGUAUACCUUUUGGGGCCGGUAUCUCAUAUGGGCGCCGGUUCUAGUCCCAGCUGCACCUCUUCUGAUCCAGCUGUCUGCUAUGGCCUGGGAAAGCAGUAGAAGAUGGCCCAAGUCCUUGGGCCCCUGCACCCGUGUGGGAGACCUGGAGGAGGCUCCUGGCUCCUGGCUUCGGAUCGGCGCAGUUCUGGCCGUUGCAUCCAUCUGGGGAGUGAACCAGUGGAUGGAAGAUCUCUCUCUCUGUCUCUACCUCUCUCUGUAACUCUGUCUUUCAAAUAAAUAGAAUAAAUCUUCCCAAAAAAAAGCACACCUUUUCUUUGCUCUGUCAGUCUCACAUUUGUUUCAUAUACAAAAUUAGAAGUUUCUCUUUUUCUUUCUCCUGCAGAAGUAGAAAUGGCCUCAGCAUAAUUGCUAGUAGUUGACCACUGCAGCAAAACUCACUUGGCACUCCUGGAAGGCAUUAACUCUUUGAUAAUAUUUAUUAUUUUAUCUGUGAGAAUUAGUUCUUUCUGUUUUGGAAAAUUCAAUUUUUACUAGAAAUUUUUAAGUCCAUCCAGAGUUUAAAAAUUUAAUUGUAGUGUGUUGAAAUUGUAAAAAAAUCAACUUUUUUGGGAGCAAUUUGAAAUUCAGAGGAAAAUUAAGCAGAAGCUACAGACUUUUCCACAUACUUCCCUGCCCUCACAUACCACUGCUUUCCCGGUUCUCAGUAUGGUGCGCCAAUCGACAUUUAUUUUACAUUCUGUUAGCCUAUCCAGAAACAUCACCCAAGGCACGUAGUUUACUUUGGGUUUCGCUCUUAUUGAUGGGCGUUCUGUGGUCUUCAGCAAACGUGAGAUGGCAGGCAUCCGCCCUUGCAGCGUCAUAGAUAAGUUAGUUCAUGCUCCUAAAAUUCCUUUCUGUUCCAUUCAUCCAUUCCUCUCUCCACUCAACACCUGGCAACAGUUAAUUUUUUAAAAAAAUAUUUGUUUAUUUGCUGGAAGGCAGAUUGACAGAGAGAGGGAGAGAGAGUUCUUCCAUCUGACAGUUCACUCUCCAAAUGGCUACAGUAGCCAGGGCUAGGCCAGGCUGAAGCCAAGAGCCUGGAACUCCAUCUGGGUCUCCCAUGUGGGUGGCAAGGGCCCAAGCACCUGGGCUAUUUUCCGCUGCUUUCUCAGGUGCAUUAGCAGGGAGCUGGAUCAGAAGUGGAGAAGGCAGGAUUGAGACUAUGCUCAUAUCAAUAUGGGAUGCCAGUGUCGCAAGCAGUGGCUUAAUCCACUGCACCACAAUGCCAGCCCCUUCUUCUGGGUUUUCUGAAGACAGUCUUGUAUCUGUGAACACAGUUCUGUUUCCUUCCAAGUCAACAUACUUUUUUUUUUUUUUUUUUUUUUUUUUUUGACAGGCAGAGUGGACAGUGAGAGAGAGAGACAGAGAGAAAGGUCUUCCUUUGCCAUUGGUUCACCCUCCAAUGGCCACCGCGGCCGGCGCGCUGCGGCCGGCGCACCGCGCUGAUCCGAAGCUAGGAGCCAGGUGCUUCUCCUGGUUUCCUUUUAUUUUCUUAUGGCAUUAGCUGGGACGUACAAUGUGAAGAUAAAGUAGUGGUAAGAAGGGCAUCCUUGCCUUGUUCUCACCAGGAGAGACUAGUUUCUCACAUCGAGUAUCGUUUUAGCUGUAGGUCUUUGGUAGAUUUUUUUUUUAAAUCAAGUUGAAUAAGUUCCCCUCUAAUCCUAGGGUCCUGAGAGUGGAUUGAAAUUUAGGUUCAUGGUUUCCUCUGAAAUUUUUUUGAUUUGUGAAUUUAUCUCAUUUGUGUGACUAAUAUGACAGUUCUGUUUGGUAUAAAUUCUGUCUUUUUUUGGGGGGGUAUAGUUUUCUUUAAGUCUUCUUCAUUAUUUAUCUUAUUUAUGUUCUAGUGUUUUGUCUGGGGGGCUAUUUUAAAUUUAUGUUUUAUUUUUGAUAUUUGCAAAUGUUUGUGUUUUUUCUAUAGGAACCUGGUUGACCACACCUUUAUGAAUUCCUUAAUGACCACACCUUUACUCCCCGGCUUGGUGGAGGCAGGCUCCUGCCCAAAGUCAGGCUCCUGCCCAGAGUCAGGCUGCUCAGCACCUGUCAUCUUUGUCCCCAUUCCCAGUCUACCCUCCCCUACUUGGUUUUAGUCUCCUUAUAGGCUCUCGUUAGGAUUUAUCUUUGCACUGUUAGCCGUGUAUGUAUGUACUGCUCGUGUCUUCACACUUGAAGGAUAUCUUUUUUGAUUUCCAGCUAUGGGGGAGAAACAGCAUUACCCUAUCCCUUCCCUAUUGCACCAGUGUUUGCUGGCUGCAGUGUCACACCUUCUAGAUUUGGUUUAUCACUUUAAUUUUUGCAUGUGCUCUCCGUCUUAGUUCUACAGCUAAAUGAAUGCAUUCACCAGUUUGUUUUGCUUUUGUUUCCCUGAUUGUGGGAAUUCAUUGGGACAGCCAUCCCUGAAGGCCCAAAUAUUUGAUUGUUAGUCGCUGGUCUUUCUACUUGAAAGAAUGCCUGGCUGGGUAAGCAGUCUUUGGCUCAUAUUUUAUUUGCUGAAAUAUUUUAAGUGUCUUAAAGAAAUGCUGUGCUGAGUUAGGGCAUGGGAAGUUACUGUGAAGAAAUAGGAGUCCAGCUUUAUGUAUUCUGCUCUUACAGAUGACUUGAUUUCUUCUGCUGUUUGCCUAGCUAUCCCGAGGAGUUGUCUUUUGUUUUUAAUGCCAGAUUCAGGAAGUCUGCUUGUGCUAGAUUUAUCUGUGUGGCUAUUCAGAGGCAAUUUCCCUUGUCAUAAGGGUGCCCUCAGCUUUUCUUUCAAUAUAUACAUUUAAAUCUGUUGGCAUUUUGGACAUUUUUUACUUUAGAAAAAAAGAUUUUAUUUAUUUAUUUGAGAGGUAGAGUUACAAUGAGAGGGAGAGACAGAAAGGUCCUCCAUCUGCUGGUUCUCUCUCCAGAUGGCCUCAACGGCCAGAGCUGAGAUCCGAAGCCAAGAGCCAGGAGCUUCUUCUGGGUCUCCCAUGUGGGAUUAGGGGCUUGAGCCAUCUCCUGCUGGUUUCUCAGGCCACAGCAGAGAGCUGGGUCAGAAGGCAGCUGGGACUAGAACCGGCACGCCUGUGCCGCAGGUGGAAGAUUAACCCAGUUCACCGGCUCCUGGACAUUUUUUCUUGAACAGUAUCUCUAAAUAUUUGUUUCAUUUCAUUGCUUUUAUUUUUGGGGAAUUCCAACUGUACAUGUGUUGGCCAUCAUCUGCUAUUCUUCAGAAGCUAUGAUUUUUUUUUCUCCCCAAUCAUUUUUUUUUUUUUUUUGACAGGCAGAGUGGACAGUGAGAGAGAGAGAUAGAGAGAAAGGUCUUCCUUUGCCGUUGGUUCACCCUCCAAUGGCCGCCGCGGCCAGCGCGCUGCGGCCGGCGCACCGCGCUGAUCCGAUGGCAGGAGCCAGGAGCCAGGUGCUUUUCCUGGUCUCCCAUGGGGUGCAGGGCCCAAGCACCUGGGCCAUCCUCCACUGCACUCCCUGGCCACAGCAGAGAGCUGGCCUGGAAGAGGGGCAACCGGGACAGAAUCCGGCGCCCCAACCUGGACUAGAACCCGGUGUGCCGGCGCCGCUAGGCGGAGGAUUAGCCUAGUGAGCCAUGGCGCCGGCCCUCCCCAAUCAUUUCUAUCACUUUCUUUAGUUCAGUUUCAUUUUCUUGGCUUUUCUAAACCAUACCUCCACUCACCUUUGUUUUCUAUGCUGUCUAUUCUAUUUCUGGCUCAUUUCAACUUCAUCUUCAAUUCUAACUCUUUUCCUCUAAAAUUUCUUUCUUUUUUUUAAAUUUUUUUUUUUUGAGAUUUAUUUAUUUAUUUGAAAGGCAGAGUUACACAGAAAGAGGAGAGGCAGAGAGACGAGAGAGAAAGAGAGGUCUUCCAUCCAUUGGUUCACUCUCCACUUGGCCACAAUGGUGGGAGCUGCACCGAUCCAAAACCGGGAGCCAGGAGCUUCUUCUGGGUCUCCCAAGCAGGUGCAGGGGCCCAAGGACUUGGGCCAUCCUCUACUGCUUUCCCAGGCCAUAGCAGACAGCUGGAUCGGAAGAGGAGCAUCUGGGACUAGAACCGGUGCCCAUAUAGGAUGCUGGUGCUUCAGGCCAGGACAUUAAUGUGCUGCGCCACAGCGCUGGCCUCUCCUCUAAAAUUUCUUUUCCGAUUUCUUCCAGCCUAUAUUGUCCCUUCUUCCUUGAGUUCUUCUGUCUGUGCCUUGUGGUUAUGUCUCUCUGUCUCUCUUUCCUUAGCGAUGACUGCCUCCUCAGGUUUUAAACGUUUAUGGCAAAACAUUUGGUCAUAAUUGUCAUCUGCUCAGUUGCACUCUAGGGAGUUUCUUUGUGGGCUCAUCUUAUGAACCACAUGUUUUUUCAUAGAGGCGGUUUUCAUGGCUUUUUUUUUCUUUUGUUACUCAGCAUUGCAUGAGUUGGGUUUUCCAGAACCAGCUUUUCCGAGAGGUGUUGUAGUGCUGAGAAGCUCCCAAGCGCUGCAGCUGGAGCCUCCCUGUGUCUCUGGCCCAUCAGAGAUACGGCUGUCCUGCAGCUGUGCUUCUUCCGUGAAGUUCUCUGAGCCUCUGACACUGUGCAGCUCCUUGAGGGCUCUACUUGCUCCAGCUCCUCAGUCCCUGCUGCACUGCGCCCUUGACCUUCCACACCCGCAUGUCACCUGCAGGUUCCCUCUGUGCAGUCUCGGUGGUUUCUCCAGUUCUUACAGGUGUUUUGAAUUGUUAAUAUUACAUCUCUCUCUCAGUUCCAUGGAAAGUGGACUUUGAAAAUUCCAUGGAAUAGUUUUGUUGGCUUUUUACUUCUGUUUAACAGCCAGCGGGGACGGACACACUUCUGAGUCCAUUUUUACAUGGAAGGAGAGUAGCUUCACCAAGCUUCUUGCCAGGCGGAGCCUGCCUCCCUCCCUCCCUCCUUGCCUUAUCUCUCGCCUCCCUGCUUUCCUUCCCUCCUGUGGGCAGACAGAGCUCUUUCUUGUCACCUGCUUGCUUUCUACUUCCUGAAUGCAGUUUGUGUUUCAAAUCAUCCACCGUUUUCCUUCCUACUCUGCCUUGGUUUUUCCUUUUCAGAAUGACACCUGCUGAUAUAUGAUAUGGUAAGAUAUAUGAUAUAUAAUAUAAUAUAAUAUAAUAUAAUAUAAUAUAAUAUAAGUGUUCUCACAAGGGGUCCUGUGGCCAGGCUCUUUGUGGAGGUAAGAGGGUGAAAUGGAAUUGCAUCUCUCACCACGUCUGGCUUCACAGGUUUGUCGUGGUUGAGCUUCCAAGUGCAGAGAGCUCUAAAAGGAGCACCUGCUGGUGUUGACCAGGACAGAGAACCUGGAGCCCCUCUCGAAUGCCACGUUGACGGAUUUGUUUGUGAGCGGUCCUAAGAGAGCAAAGAGCACACAUAUGUUUAUUCUGUAGAGAUAAGGCUCUGAUGACAAUAAAACUGAACCGUGGUCUCCAGCUUGGCAUUGCUGUCACGGGGACUGUUCUUCUGUAUGAGAAAAAAUAGGCUUAGUGGACACCACCUAAGGACUUGGCAGGGUCGCGUUUCAUUGUUUGAACGUGUGAGUCUGUACCCAGAUCCUGACCUGUGUCUGCUUUUUUGGUUUUAGCUGGGUGGAUUUGUGGGGAACUCGGGUGGAGAGUCGAGAGAAAAGAUGGUAGUGUUUUAAAAGGACUUCACUUUGCUUCCUCUGAAGAGGAUAGUGUUGAGUCUAGGAGCUGUUGUUUUCCUGUUAGGCAGUAGGGGAGGGAAAAGACAUGUUUGUUUUAAAAUUCAUAAAAUGAAUUUUUGUUUAUGCUUAGUUUAUGAUUUCAGAAAUGUGAAAUUUGAUCAAAGGCGGCGUAUUUUGGUUGGGGAGAGGGAGGCAUUUGCUGGUUUUAGUUCUCACACUUUCGGGACCACUCUCCUUUGCAGUGUGAGAAUGGCAUUCACUGAGUCAAAUACUGGCUUCUCAACAGAUAGUGCAUUGAUUGUAUGCUGAAUGCAUCAUCUCUUUAACUCUGCCUUACUUCUGUGUAUCUUUCUCAAGGUUGGUAUCUUUUUCCUGUAUAAAGGUAAAAAGUUAGUAUAAAAUAUAAAUAAAUCUCGGACGGGCACCCUGGUGUAGUGAGUAAAGCCACUGCCUGCAGUGCCAGCAUCCCAUAUGGGCGCCGGUUCGAGACCCAGCUGCUCCACUUCCAAUGCAGCUGUCUGCUAUGGCCUGGGAAAGCAGUAGAAGAUGGCCCAAAUCCUUGGGCCCCUGCACCAUGUGGGAGACUUGGAAGAAGCUCCUGGUUCCUGGCUCCUGGCUUUGGAUCGGCGCAGGGGAGUGAACCAGUGGAUGGAAGACCUCUCUCCCCCCUCUCCUUCUCCUCUCUCUCUGUGUAACUCUGACUUUUAAAGAAAUAAAAAAAUCUUAAAAAAAAAAAAAACCCUUAUCAGAUGGGUAUGUUUUGUAGACAUUUCUACCAUUCUGUAGGCUACCUUUAAACUUUCUUUCUUGGUAGCAUCUUUUGUUGCUCAAAAGGUUUUAACUUUGAUGAAGUUCAGGUUGUUCCUCUCUUUUUUUCCCCCGUCUGUGCUUUUGGUGUCAUAUCCAAAGAACCAUGGCUUAUCCAGUGUCAUGAAGCUUCCUCUCCAUGUUUUCUCUAAGAGUUUUAGCUUUUAAGUUUAGAUCUUUGAUCCAUUUUGUCUUAAUUGUUGUGUGUAGUGUGAAUGUUCAACUUCAUCCUCUUGCAUGUGCAUAUUCGGUUUUUCCAACCCACUUGCUGAAGGGAUGGUGUCUUCUUCAUCGAAUGGUCUUGGAACUGUUGGCCAACACUUGACUCAAGUGUUUGACACAGUGGUUUACGAAACUUUUGGGGACUCCCACAUCUUGCAUCAGGGUCCCUAGGAUCGAGCCCUGCCUCCGCUUCCUAGCCAUUUUCCUUCUUAUACUCACUCUGAGAAGCAGAAGAUGAGGGUUCAAGUGCUUGGGUUCUUGCCAUGCUUGUUCAAGGCCUAGACUCUUCCAGACUCCUGGCUUCAGCCUGGUCCAGCAGGAAUGAACCAGCAGAUGAAAAAUUGCCUGUCUAUCUGCCUCUCUCUGCCUUCAAAAUAAAUAAGAAAUUAAAAUAUAUUUAGGCCGGCGCCGCGGCUCACUAGGCUAAUCCUCCGCCUAGUGGCGCCGGCACACCGGGUUCUAGUCCCGGUCGGGGCGCCGGAUUCUGUCCCGGUUGCCCCUCUUCCAGGCCAGCCCUCUGCUGUGGCCAGGGAGUGCAGUGGAGGAUGGCCCAGGUGCUUGGGCCCUGCACCCCAUGGGAGACCAGGAAAAGCACCUGGCUCCUGGCUCCUGCCAUCGGAUCAGUGCGGUGCGCCGGUCGCAGCGCGCCGGCCGCGGCGGCCAUUGGAGGGUGAACCAACGGCAAAGGAAGACCUUUCUCUCUGUCUCUCUCUCUCACUGUCCACUCUGCCUGUCAAAAAAAAUAUAUAUAUAUAUAUAUUUACAAAACUCAUUUGGCCAUAAAUGUGAGGUUUCAUUUCUGGGAUCUCCUGUUCUUUUCUUACUAUCCUGUAUUUGUCUUUAUGCCAGUAUCACACUGUUUUAAUUAUUGUAGCUUUAUAAUAAGCUUUAAAAUUACAAAGUGUGAGUUCUACAAUUUUGUUCCUCUUUUUCAAGAUUGUUUUGGAUCUUCAGGGUUCCUUACUGUUUUAAAUGAAUUUUAGAAUGGAUUUUUUUCUAGUUUGCAAAAAGAAAAAAGUUGGGAUUUUGAUGAGGAUUACACUUAUCUGUGUCCCACUUUCUAAUUUUAGUAAUUUGAAUCUUCUUUUUUUUUCUUUUCUUAGUGUAGCUAAAGGUUUUUUAAAAAUGUAUAGGAGCAGCUCUCAGUUUGAUUGAUUUUCUCUAUUAUUUUUCUAUCCCCUGCUUUAUUUAGCACUAUUCUAAUUUUUACUAUUUUCUUUCUUCCCCUAGCUUUAAGUUUAAUUUUUCCCUUUUCUGGUCCUUAAGGUGUUAGGUUAGGUUUUUUCUUUUCUUACUUUUUUUGUUUUUUGAGAUCUUUCUUCUUUUUAAUGUGCAUUUAUAGCUAUGAAUAUCUGUCCUAGCACUGCUUUUGCUGCAUUUGUGUUGGUUUGUGUUUUCCUUUUCAUGUGUCUCAAGAUAUUUUCUGAUUCCCUGUGAUUUUUUUUUUGACCCAUUGGUAGUUUAAGAUUGUGUUGUUUAGUUUCUGUAAGUGGAUUUUCCAGUUUCCCUUCUGGUAUUGAUUUCUAGUUUCAUUACAUUGUGAUUUGAAAUAUUGCUUUAUAUUAUUUCAGUCUUUUAAAAUUUAUUAAGAUGUAUUUUGUGGCCUAACAAAUGGUCUGUCCUGUGUGGUGGGGGAAUUGUGUGUUCUGCUGUUUUCUGGAGAGCUGUAUAUAUGUAUGUUAGGGUGCAGUUGGUCCUCAGUAGUUCAAGUCCCCUGUUUCCUUACUGGUCUUCUUUAUAGUUAGAAUCCAUAAUUGAAAAAGGGGUACUGAAGUCUCCUGCUGUCAUUGUAGAGUUGUCUGUUUCUCUCUUUUCAAUUCUAUCCCUAUAGCGUCAUAUGUUUUUGAUCCCUCAUAUUUGCUUUAAUGUAUUCAUACUUGUUAUAGCAGAUUGUAUUGACCCUUUCAUCAACAUAUAAUAUCCUUCUUUGUUCCUUGCAGUAGUUUUUGACUUAAUACCUAUUUUGUCUGAUGUUAAUAUAGCCACCCUUGCUCUCUUUUCAUUACUUUUUGAAAUAUCUUUUUCUACCCUUCCACUUGUCCUUAGAUCCAAAGUUAGUUACUUAUAGAUGUAAUAUAAUUGGAUUUUUUUAAAUUCCAUCAUGCCAAUCUAUAACUUUUGAUAAGGGAGCUUAAUCCAUUUACAUUUAAUGUAAUUAAUGAUAGAGGAGAACAUAUUUUUGUCAUCAUCCUAGUUUUUUUCUGUUUGUCUGAAAACUAUUUUGUCUUUUGUAUUCUUCAUAUUUCCUUUCAAAGUUGAUUUUUUUGUGGUGACAUACUUUGAUUUUUCUCUCAUUUACUUUUGUAUAUAUUCUAGAGGUUUUUUUUUGUGUGGUUACCCUGGGUAUUUUUUAUAAUCUUUUAAAAGUCAUAACCGUUAGCAGUUUAACAAUAAUCACCUAAGAACUCUACUUCUUUAUGGCUCUAUCCCCUGGUUUAUGUUAUUGUUGUCAGAUUACAUGUUUGUGAGCUGUGUAUCUGUUAACAUGCACUUAUAAUUAUUGUAUGCAUUUGUCAUUUAAAUCUUUCGGAAGAAUGAGAAGUGGGGCUCAGAUCAAGGUUACAAUAAUACUGGUUUUUAGAUUUGUCCAUGGAGUUACCUGUACUGGAGAACUUUUUUUUUUAAGACUUUAUUUAUUUAUUUAUUUAUUUUUGACAGGCAGAGUUAGUCAGUGAGAGAGACAGAGAGAAAGGUCCUCUUUCCGUUGGUUCACCCCUCAAAUGGCACUAUGGCCGGUGCUGCGCUGAUCCGAAGCCAGGAGCCAGGUGCUUUCUCCUGGUCUCCCUCGCGGGUGCAGGGCCCAAGCACUUGGGCCAUCCUCUACUGCCUUCCCGGGUCAUAGCAGAGUCUGGCGCCCCAACCGGGACUAGAACCCAGGGUGCUGGCGCCGUAGGCGGAGGACUAGCCUAGUGAGCCGUGGCGCUGGAUGGGGAACUUUGUUUUAAUAUGGCUUCAAGAGAUUCUCUAGUGUCCUUUAAUUUCAACUUGAAAUAUGCCUUUUUAACUUUUUUUUUUUUUUUUUUUUGGUUGGACAGUUCUAGUAGUAAUGAGCUCUCUCAGCUGUUGGUUGCCUGAGAAUAUCUUAAUCUGUCCCUCAUCUCUAAUGGUAGUUUUGACGGAUAGAGGAUUCUUGGCUGCCAGUUUCUGGUGGUGGUUCCAUUGCUCCUGGCCUGCCAGGUUUCAGCUGCACAGUCUGCUGAUACACCACUGAGGACAGCGCCAUGCGUCAGGUCCCUUCUCUUGCUGCUUUCAGUACUCUCUUUCAACAGAUGUCUUCCGAUGUGUGUUCGGAUGGGUGUCUUUGCAUUUUAACCUGUUGUGGAGUUUGUUGAACUUCUUGAAUAUGUAGAUUUGCAUGUUCCUUCAAAUGUGGGAAACUGUACACUAUUAUUUCUUCAAAUAAUAUCAUUUCCUUUCUUCUCGGUUUGCGUCUCCCAUAAUAUUUAUGUUGGUUCACACACAUCUCAGGAUCUGCUCACUUUUCGUCAUUCUUUUUUCCUUUUUGCUUCUCAGACUCAGAAGUUUUAGUUCACCUGUCUUCAGAUUCUCUGAUUCUCUCUUCUACCUGCUAAUGCACUCGUGUAUUUUUCAGUUCAGUUGCUAUGUGUUUUUUCAGCAGUAGAGUUGGUUUGGUUUUAUGUUACAGUUUUUGUUUGUUUGUCUUCUCAUCUCAUCACUUUUUUGAUUGGUUCUUUUUUCAUGUUUGUUUUUUGAGCUCUUAGAGCACAUUUGAGACCCAUAUGGUAGAGUCUUUGCUAGUGCAUCCAGUGCCCAUUUUUCUUCAGGGACGGUUUCUCCUGCUGUGUUUCCUUUUUUUGAAUAGGCGACUUCUUCCUUUGCUGUUGUUUGACUGCCUUAUGUAUGUGUGUUUAUGUGCUGCUGUUGUUGAACAUUAGGCAUUUGAAAAAGAUAGCUGCUUUCUCUUUUCCUUUUAGAGUGGCUCUAUGUCAGGGAAAACCUACACUGAUCGCUUAAGCUUUGGACUUAAGCCCUUUAAGCCUUGGGAGGGCUUAAGGUGUUGCUAGUCCUUUUCUGAGCCUGUGUCUUUGUGUCUUGCCUCAGCCUGUUUAUGUACUUUUUGAUUCCCUCACAUCCAUGGUGGCUUUUUUUUUUUUUCACUUGAGAGGCACAAUUACAGAGAGCGGGUGAGACAGAGAAAGGGGUCUUCCAUCCAUUGGUUCACUCCCCAAAUCGCUGCAAUGGCCAGAGCUAAGCUCAUCCAAAUCCAGGUACGAAGAGCUUCUUCCAGGUCUCCUACAUGGGUACAGGGGCUCAAGCACUUGGGCCAUCCUCCAUUGCCUUUUCUGGCCAUCAGCAGGGAGCUGGAUCUGAAGUGGUACAGCCAGGACUCAAACUGGCGACCAUAUGGGAUGCUUGCCUACCACGCCACAGGACUGGCCCCAACAUGGUGGCUUUUACUUAGUUUCUUUUCUUCUCUUUUUUUAUUUGAAAGUCAGAGUUACACAGAGGAGAGGCAGAGAGAGAGAGGUCGCAACGGCAGGAGCUGCGUCGAUCCAAAGCCAGGAGCAGGGAGCUUCUUGCAGGUCUCCCACGCGGAUGCAGGGGCCCAAAGACUUGGACCAUCUUCUACUGCUUUCCCAGGCCAUAGCAGAGAGCUGGAUUGGAAGUAGAGCAGCCGGUCUUGAAUCGGCACGCAUAUGGGAUGCUGGCGCUUCAGGCCAGGCUGUUAACCCACUGUGCCACAGCGCUGGCCCUGGCUUUUACUUAGUUUCCCUUAGUUUUUCCCUUGGCUCCCCAGCCUUAGGUAUUCCCUUGUGUCCCUCUGGUUACAGUCUCUUGCCCUGGAGGGGGCGUCUGUGGGUCUCACUGUGCCUUUCAGUACUGCUUCCUGCUUCCUGAGUCUGAGCUCUGUCUUGGCAGACAAAGGGACCAACCUCAAAGCAGCUGGUGGACAGGUGAAACUGUUACCAAAGAGAUCAGCUCUACUCCCUCCUGAGAGAGGAACCUGGGAGCUGGACCAAGGUCUCGCCAGGCUGGGACGAGAACGGGAGUAGAACACCAGGAAGUUGUGUGUGAUUUGAAUGCGGCCACUUGAUUUGGCAUUUUUGCUUCUCUGCUGUAGAACUUUGUUUUCCAGAUGUCUUAUAAAGUUAAUGUGACCAGUCCCUAGUUGUUUUUCAGUUUCUCUGGGUUAAUGAGGGCCUGGAGCCUCAUGGUCUGCUGUCUUGCUGACAUCACUCCCUACAAAAAAUGCUCUUUUUGUCCCUAGUUAAUAUAACUGUGAUGUAACUCAGAGAAUUAAAAAUGUUUGCAGUUUAAUGUCUUCAACUACUUUGAAAAAUGCAAUAAGAACUUGUCUUUUUUUUAAUGCUGAAAAACCUCAAAUUGAAUUUGUUCUGAUUCAGUGGCAGCGCGACGUUUUAUUCAUGAACAAGAAAUCCACUCUUAGAAGCGCUGUGAUCUUGGGGUGAACAUCAAGGAGUGCAUUCCUUCCUUGCUGUUGGGUGCACACUCUUGAAUUUUGACACAGACGCCUGUGAUUCAGGAAGCACAACAUUUGUCCCGCAGAGGGAAAGAUGUUGGGGACUAGAGGCAGUCUGAGUGAACACAGAGCUCCUUAAGUUGGCAUGAGAUCGAGCUGGGCCUGAGAAGACACACACCUGCCUUGCUGGAGUUAGGGAUGGAUGAUGACCGCCUGAGCCUCCUGGUUCUGAGUUUUGGAGGUGAUCCAGCUGGUGUGCAGCGCUCAGAACCCAUUCGUAGAGCUAAAGUAAACUUUCUCUUAAGUGCGUUCCAAAGUGGCUUUAAAGAGAUUUGCCAUCCGUCUCCUCGGUGUGCAUUGUGGCCAGCAUUGGAGGCAGAGGCAUGUGUAGGCAGGUGAAGAUGGAUGAGCUGUGCACUUUCACUGGUUAAGGUAGACCUUGUGCCCUGAGGCCAUCUCAGUGUCCCUAAUGUCCACCUUCAAGGAGGCCCUUCUCUAGAACCUUCUGUCAACACACAGAGGCUUCCAGUUUGAUACAUGUAGACGUCUGGGAGGGAGGUGAGUGGGAAGAGGUGCUAGCUCCUGUCCUAGUUCCAUGUCUGUUUGACACGUUGACAAACACAAUGGACAGACAGAUUGAAAUUGUCACCCUGUGGCGAAGAGCACCAGGCACAAAGUCACCGAGGACCCUUCUGAUGAUUGGAAUGCUCCUGCAUGUCAGUGUUCAUGGUCGGAUUGUCCUUACUGGUGCUUUGAAACUUUGAGACCCUGACAGCGCUCAAAACCUAGGAAGAACUGAAGAGCUGAUGCAUGUGGGGAUUUGGACAGAUGCCCACUUUGUCUUUGUUUCUGGACAAUGUGGUUGAUUCCUGACUACAAGUCCUAGCAGUUAACUAGCAAGAGGAGACUAGGAUCCUUUGCUAUUUGUCCUUUGUAAGGUAUAGCUGUUAUAAGCCACCUUUAGAAUCUUUCUUAGGAGGGAGUCAGUGGCUGAUCCACAUAAAGAAAAAUAAUAUCUGGGGAUGUGCUGAUGGCAUUUGGUGUUCCUCGAAUGGCAAAUGCCUGGUAAUGGUGACUCUUUACUGAUAGUAAUUCAUCUGUUACGCUAAAGUUGCUUUGGUACUGCAAAAAUGCCCCUCCGCCUUCAAGAGUCUCAGGUGUUCUAGAAGGAGGACCUGAGGCUGCAGUCGGGUGCUGUGAAUGAUUGAGGAUGUGGCUUUGGGGGCAGGGGAUUGAGGACAGCAGGACUGGGUUGGUGUGGGGGGCUAAGCGAGUCGCCUCACUUCAGCACAGCCCGGGGGCGGGGGGCUCCAGAGCGUGGAUUGCUCUAUGGAUUCGGUCUCACUUUGAGGGGUAUCCAGUAUUAGUCAGGGGGUGCUGGGCUUUGGGCGGGCUUUGGGCAGGCUAUCGGGCAUAACUUCAAUGGGAAGGUGACUCCCAUGCAGCUAAUGGCAGUCUCCUUACGAGGGGGGCAGCUGUGAGCCUUUGGCAGCCAGCCCCCAGCCCAGCCCCCAGGAUGUGUGCACUGACGCUACACCAGAUCUGUAGUACCACAUGCGUGCCUUGUUUCAAGCUAGCUGAGCUUAUUUGAUUUUGGGGGGAGUGGGAGAAGCCAAAGCUCUUCUUGUCCAUUUUUAAUAUCUAUCCCAUUAAAGGUCAUAUGUGGAAGAUGCAGAUAGGAGGAAAAGGCAAGAAGUGUUUUAUUUCAGGUUCUGAGUCUUCCUCUAGUCAGAAGUUUCCCCUUUUUAUUGGAAGCAUAAAGCGCAGAUGCUGAAGGCACGUGAAACAGGCAAUGCAGUGAGUGAUUCUGAGGCACAACCCCCAGCAACCACGACUCAAGUCUGGCCUGCAUGUGUGUCCUUUUCCCAUCAUAGCUCAUUCUUCCCCCCGGCCUCCCCUGCCUCCCACGGUAACCACUCUCUGGACUUUGAUAAUAAUGACUUCCUGACAUUCUUCAUGAUUUUUGUCAUCCUGAUUUGAUUAUAGUUCAGUCUUCCCCUUGAUAUGUCGUAUAGUUUAUUAUUAUUAUUAUGCAGGUUUUCCUUUUUAUUUCUGUCCUUUCCUUGAAGUUUAUUUGUUAAAAGAUGCUGGGCCUGUUGACUAUAGAGUUCCUUCCCGCUGGGCUUUACUGAUGACACACUCGUGCAGCAGUUCAACAUGUUCCUCUGUCCCCUGUAUUUCCUGUAAAUUGGUAGCUGUAUUUGGAGACUCGAUCACAUUUGGUCUCUUUAGCAAGUUCGGCAUUUUUUUCAUCAGAAGGCAUGCAAUAUCUGCUUAUCUAUGUGUUUUUUUUUUAAUAUUUUAUUUAUUUAUUUGAGAGUUGGAGUUACAAACAGUGAGAGAGAGAGAGAGAGAGACAGAGAGAAAGUCUUCCUUCUAUUGGUUCACUCCCCAAAUGGCCGCAAUGGCUGGAGCUGCGCCAAUCUAAGGCCAGGAGCCAAGUACUUCUUCCCAGUGUCCCACGCGGGUGUAGGGGCCCAAGCACUUGCGCCAUCUUCUGCUGCUUUCCCAGGCCAUAGCAGAGAGCUGGAUUGGAAGAGGAGCAGCCAGGACUCGAACCAGCACCCAUAUGGGAUGCCGGUGCCACAGGCGGAGGAUUAACCUACUGCGCCACGGCACCGGCCCUCGUCUGUAUUUUUUUAUUUUUUUAAAUUUUUUGACAGGCAGAGUGGACAGUGAGAGAGAGAGAGAGACAGAGAGAAAGGUCUUCCUUUGCCGGUGGUUCACCCUCCAUUGGCCACCGCGGCCAGCGUGCUGCGGCUGGCGCACCGCGCUGAUCCAAUGGCAGGAGCCAGGUACUUAUCCUGGUCUCCCAUGGGGUGCAGGGCCCAAGGACUUGGGCCAUCCUCCACUGCACUCCCUGGCCACAGCAGAGAGCUGGCCUGGAAGAGGGGCAACCAGGACAGAAUCCAGCGCUCCGACCGGGACUAGAACCCGGUGUGCCAGCGCUGCAAGGCGGAGGAUUAGCCUAGUGAGCUGGGGCGCCGGCCUAUAUGUUUUUUAAUGUUAGUGUCCUAGCUGUAUUAGCUCAUUAAGGAUGACAGCCUGUGCCUUUGGAAAUCUGUGAUUUUGCUUUGGAAUGUUCUCACAAUCCAGCUGCUGUUUGGCUGCCCAGUGGUAGCGUUGGUGUCCAUGCGUGGUGUGCCUUUUAGCUAACAAGUUUCCCUGCCAUCUUCAAAAGGUGACUGUUUAAUUUAACAUGUUUGCUGGGCUUCAGGCCAUUAAAAUUGCUAUUAUUGAAGUUAAACUGUCCUGUACUUGACCAACGAGAGUCUCUCCCAGUUGUUAGUGGAGUAAUUCUGACAGGAUCCUGGUGGAGUUUGAUGGCUUCUCUGCUAUCUGCUGUGACAAGAUGUUCCAGACUCAUCCUGUAUUUUUUCCACGAGACCUGAAGUCAGCUAUUUUAAAAGAAUAUUUUGCUUUUGAUGAGAAAUGGCAUUGUAAGAGCAUUGUCUGAAUACUAGAGAUGUUCACUGAUACAAAUGUAUUAUUUCUACUUCUUUUCAGUGUACAAAGCUGGGAAUGUGUGUUUCCCAAGUUAAAAGGUUUUUUGAAAUCCAAUUGAGGGGCUGGCGCCGUGGCAUAGUGGCUGCAGUGUUGGCAUCCCAUGUGUGCGCUGGUUCGAGUCCCGGCUGCCCCACUUCUGAUCCAGCUCUCUGCUGUGGCCUGGGAAGGCUGUGGAGGAUGGCUCAAGUCCUUGGGCCCCUGCACACACAUGAGAGACCCAGAGGAAGCUCCUGGCUCCUGGCUUCGGAUCAGUGCGGCUCCAGCCAUUGUGGCCAACUGGGGAGUGAACCAGCGGAUGGAGGACUCUAUCUCUCUCUGCUUUCCUUCUCUCUCUGGAUAACUAUUUCAAAUAAAUAAAUCUUUUUUAAAAAAGAAAUCUUAUUGAAAUAUCCAAUUCAAACGUGUUAACUUAUGUCUAUAGUAAAUCCUGGUUUUCAAGGACAUGGUGAUGAUGGUUAGAAUAUCUCAUUAGUAAUCAUUUGAUUGAUGCCAUUUUACACGUACAGCAGAGUGAGGAGAAAAAUACCAUUACUGUCACCGCCAAUUCUGAUCUACCAAAGCAUUUUUACCUCAGAGGAAGAGAGUCCUCUUUGGAGUUUUUCAGUAAUCAAUGUUUAAAAGGUUGGCUUAUCAUAUUUCCAGCUAGAAACAAUAAAUAUUUUAUAACAAAAUCAUGAUUCAGAGACAUAUUGAGGGGCUAACAAAAUCAGUUAACACAAAUAUGAAAUUUAAUGAGGGUGAACAUUUUGGUUCAGAAACUCAGUGUUACAUAAUUUCAGGAUGGGAAGUGAAAAAUUCUCUGGAUAGGAAAAGGGUUGGUAGUAAAACAGACACAACAGGCCCCCGACUGUCAUGUACACCCCGUGUGAGGCAGCUGAAAACAAACAGAACUCCUCUGCUGGAUUUUCAGGCUCGCAGAGGACUGAUGUUUACAAGGGCUCUGCAAGGUGUUCUGGAAGAUGUGUACUAGGAAAAUACCACUUGUGAAUUUCAAAAAAAAAAAAAAAAAUUUUUUUUUUUGCACCAAGAUAAGCUUAUUUAAAAAUUUUUUAAAAGAUUUAUUUAUUUAUUGGAAAGGCAGAAUUUUACACACACACACACACAGAGCGCGCAAGAUCUUCUGUCCGCGGCUGGCACCGUGGCUCAAUAGGCUAAUCCUCCGCCUGCGGCGCCGGCACCCAGGUUCUAGUCCCAGUCGGGGCGCUGGAGGCUCCUGGCUUCAGAUCAGCGCGGUGCGCUAGCCACAGCGCACUGGCCGCAGCGGCCAUUUCGGGGUGAACCAACGGCAAAGGAAGACCUUUCUCUCUGUCUCUCUCUCACUGUCCACUCUGCCUGUCAAAAAAAAAAAAAAAAAAAAGAUCUUCUAUCUGCUUGUUCAUACCCCAAAUGGCUGCAAUCGACUGGGGCUGGGCCAGGCUGAAGCCAGGAGCCAGGAGCCAGGAGCUUCUUCCAAAUCUCCCACAUGAAUGCAAAGGCCCAAGCACUUAGGUCAUCUUCUGCUUUCCCAGGUCAUUAGCAGGGAUCAGAAGUGGUGCAGCCGGGAAUCCAACUGGUGCCCACGUGGGAGGCCAGCGUCCCAGGUGUGAGCUUGACCCACUACGCCACAUCCCAACGCUGGCCCCCAGCUUACCCUUUAAUUCCAUUUUCCACAAAUUUGUUGAAGUAGCCUUGUAUCUGUGCUCAUUUUCAGGAUUUGUGCUAAAGUAUGUGCAUUGACACGCUAGAGAUGGUUCAGAGGGAGGAUCUCUGGUGGCUCAGAAUCUAGACAUUGCCACACAAGAAGCAGUUGUGGUGCUGAAGGUUGGCGAGGCCUCUGUGUAAGACAGAGGCCUUCAAAUACAUGGAGUGGCUCCUCCAUGGAGGGCGCUGCUUGAGAUGACCAGAGUAGGCCUACAGGUACCAAGUACAAGGAGGCAGCAUCCCGUGCCAUCAUUGGACAGUGGUUCCUAGCAUCUGGAAUUGUUCAGCAGUGCGGCAGGCUGUGUUCAAGUCGUGAGCUUCCCCUUCCUUCUAGUUGUUUAAGGGAAUUUGAAAGUUAAACUGUGUUGUUCGUGGUUACUUCCAAUAUUCUACUGUCUCAUUUGAGAUGUAAUAGUAGGAAGGAAGGAUUGGAAUUUUCUAUGGCACGUACAUGUGAUUGUGAACUCAUUCUGGGGAAUUUCUUUCCCUGGGCGUUGCCUUUCAUGGGGACCUGGUUAGGAGACAUUGCCAGGGGAUUAGAUUUUGUAAUCUCAAAGACGAUGGAAGGUUUCAAUCUUGGUACUUGGUAAGAAAGGUUGUUUCUGAGAAUCAAACUGUGAUGUCAGCUGCAUUAAACUUGUCUUGAUACAGCAGGAGUGGCGAAGAUGCAGCCCAUGGACUGUAUAAGGCUCACAAAAGCAUUUGAUCUGGUCUUGCCAAAGCAACAGCAGGCAGGAUUUGAAAUUCAGUAAGUCUACAGCAGGCUAUUUUUUAAAAAAAAAAAAAUUAUUUAUUUGAAAGACAGAGAGAGAGAGAGAUUGAUCUUCCCUCUGCUGGUUCACUACCCAAAUGGCCAUAAGAGCCAGGGCUGGGAUGAAGCCAGAAUCUCCAUCCAGGUCUCCCAUGUGGGUGCAGGGGCCCAAGCACUUGGGCCAUCUUUCAGGUGCAUUAGUAGCAAGCUAGAACAUAAGUGGAGCAGCCAGGACUUGAAUCAGCACCCAUGUGGGAUGUGGGCCUUGCAGGCUGCAGCUUAACACACUGUACCACAACACUGACCCCAUAUAGGAGGCUAAUUUUUAAGUUGUUAAUUUCGUAUGGCUUGCAAAUGACGCUAUAAAUAUCCAAAAAUGGUCCUUGGAAUAAAAAAUUUCCUCACCCCACAUAGGCCAAAUACAGUGAUUGCAGAGGGCACUAAUUCUUUCAGUAACACAGAUCUUGGCUUGUGGGUUCUAAAGACUUCCAUUCAACCAUCAGACUUGUGAAUGUGCUUCAAAAAAUUCAUUGAGUGGCUCUUGUUGUGGUGCAAUGGGGUAGGCCUCUGCUUGCAAUGCUCAUAUCCUAUAUCAGAGCGCUAGUUCAAAUCCUGGUACUCCACUUUUAAUCAAGCUCUCUGUUAAUGUGCCAGAGAAAGCAACAGAAGAUGGCCCCUGCUACUCAUGUAGGAGACUCGAAUGGUGUUCCUGGCUCCUGGCUUCAGUUUGGCCCAGCCCCGGUCAUUGCGGCCAUUUAGGGAAUGAACCAGCGGAUGGAAGAUCUCUCUGUCUUUCUCUCUAUAACAGCCUUUCAAAUAAACAGAUAAAUAAACCUUUUUAAAAAAGUUUAUGGAAAUGGAUAUUAUCUUUCAGUUGCAUUUUGCAAGAACUCUUUGAACUACCCCCACGUGGCAAAGGCACGGUUGGACAUGGAUUAGUUUUAUCUCUGGGUAUCUUUGGGUUUUGAAAUCCAUGCGAUUGAGGAGUUUUCAGCCUUUGGUGGAUGCAGAGAAUGUGAACUGUGGGUAGGCCGUGGAGUGCAAGCAUGCUAAGCAUCAUGCUGAAGCUUGGAGAACAGCCUUUCUUGAGUGAUGGACAAGCGUGGCCACCGUGGUCUUGGCUUUCAGCUUUCCUGCUGGUCAUUUUUCUUGUUAUCCAUGAAGACCAAAAAUUUACAUCUUGAGCUACUUUGUAAAUAGGUUUAGUUUAGGGUCAGACACAGAAUAAGUUCCUUUGGAGCUUUGUGUCUCAGAAAAAUGUGCUUCUGCCCACAGAGAGGUUAUAUUCUGCUUUGCAGAUGCAGCAAGAGGAAUAUAAGUAAGGAGAUGCACAUUAGUUGCCAGCAUCAGCUGGGAUGGUUAGUGAUAAUCCUGUUUAGUUUUUGCUCUCAAUGCUGCCAUGCAUUUUUAAAAAGGAUUCAUUGUAUUUGAAAAGCAGAGAGAGAAAGAGAGGGAAAGAAGGAGAGAGCGCAAGAGCGACCAUCCCUCUGCUGGGUCACUUACUCCCCAAGUGGCUGUGACUGCUGGGGAUGGGCCACCCGAAGCCUGGAACCUGGAAUUCCACUUAAGUGUCCCACGUGGGGGCAGGAGCCCCAGUAUUUGAGCCACCUUCUGCUGCCUUCCCAGGUGCAUUAGCAGGCAGCUGGAUUGGAAGUGGAGCAGCCAGCACUUAAACAGGUGCUCCAAUAUGGGAUGCUGGUGUUGCGGGUGGUGGCUUAACCCACUGUGCCACAGUUCUGGCUCCUUUUCAUUCAUUCAUUUUUUUUUCUGAUUGGACCUUGUGCCUCUGUAACAAGUAUCAGUACAGAAAAAAUCAGUAUGACAAAAGAUCUCUGAAUUUUUAGGUCAUGAAAUUUCCAAGACAUGCAUAAUAACUGAAUUAGCCAUGGAAGGGACCUAAGUAAAUACUUUGUUGAUUUCUAAUUUCUGCCACUUGCAAAGAUAACUUGAUUUUAAAAUAAAGUCUCUAAGCAUCACUUUUCAAAAGGUAAAAAAGGCCUCCCCAAGAGGUGGAUGCUUGGCACAGUGGUUAAGGGACCACCUAGAGUGCCAUCAGCCCAUCUCCUGAUUCCAGCUUCCUGCUCAUGUGCACCCUGCGAGGGCAGCAGAUGAUGGCUCGAGCGGCUGGGUCUGUGCUCUCCAUGUGGGAUUCCUGGAUUGAGUUCCCAGCUCCUGGCUUCAGUCUGGCCACCUUGGCAUUUGGGGAGUGGGCCGCUGAGAUCUCUGUGCCAUUCCCCGAUCUCUGCAUCUCAAGUAAAUGAGAAAAAAGGCCCUGGAGAGGCAAGGCACUAAUGAUAUCUACUUAGAAAUACAUCCCUUUUUUUAAAAAAAAAGAUUUUUAUUUAUUUAUUCAAAAGUCAGAGUUACACACACAGAGAGAGCGAGAGCGAGAGCGAGAGAGGUCUUCCAUCCGAUGGUUCACUCUCCAACUCCACAACAGCCAGAGCUGCACCCAUUGAAGCCAGGAGCCAAGAGCUUCUUCCGGAUCUCCCAUGUGGAUGCAGGGGCCCAAGGACUUGGGCCAUCUUCCACUGCUUUCCCAAGCCAUAGCAGAGAGCUGGAUUGGAAGUGGAGCAGCUGGGUCUCAAACCGGCACCCAUAUGGGAUGCUGGCGCUUCGGGCCAGGCGUUAACCCGCUGUGCCACAGCACCAGCCCUGAAAUGCCUCCUACAGAGUGGAAACUGAGUACAGGAGGAAGACUGGUGUGCACACUGCUUUUUCACAGUAGAAGUAGGAGGGAUUGAUUGGAAGUGGUCUCAUUCCUGCCCUUCCUUCCCCACCCUAUUGAUUUUCCUACUCAUCUCCCCCCCCCCCCCAACAGAGAAGGAGACAGAUGGGUGGGGACUGGUAUGAAACUCCCUCCAAAUUUUGCAUGAAGAAUUGCCUUGAAGGUUUGUACCAGGUAUUUGGGUAUGGAAUGUGCCUCGCAGGCGUGAGCUUAGAAAGGCAGGGUAUGGGUUCGUAGUACAUCUACCGCGCUGUGUACCAAAGCAGCACCUGCGAGAGGGCCCCUUGCUCAUCACAAAGACCCCAGAAGAUGCUUUGCUCAGAACAGCUGUGGAAUGCCGGUCGCUGGCUCCUGUUGUUCCCGUGUACACACUCGACCAGCUUUUGUCCUGGUGAUUGCCAGUCAGGGAGAGAUGCUGGCUUUACGGCAGACUGCAUCACUCUUGCCUUAGAAAGCUGUGCAUGCUUCUUAUCACACCUCUCUCUAGGCGGUGGUUCCCCGGCUCUGGGCCCACACCCCCAGACGGGAGAGCCAGUUUCACCGUGGUUCUGAGCCAGGCUCGUGUUGCCCCGUGUGCUAGACGACAAGGUUGCCUGCCGGCCUUUUCAUGCAGGUCCCUUCAUUGGCUUAGGUGCCUGUCUUGUGGGCGGUCUGGCUGGCGUCAUCCCUGCCCCCCACCCUUGCUGGCUCUUCCUGCUGGAGGUAAGACUGCACUGACAGAGCAGAGCAGAGCCGCCAGAAUGAGAAAUAAUGAGUGGCAUGUUUUCCAUUGAGGGCUUGUCUGUCCUGGUAUGAUACCAACUACCCUCGCGCCGUCCUUGGUGGGAUCUGCCCUCAGCCAGUGAGAGCAGGCUCACGGCAGAGCGAGGCAUGCCUGCUCUGAAUUCUGUUGGCAUCAGGUGUGACGUAGGUGGCAAGUUUUGACUGUAUGGUAAUUUAAUGGGAGCAUAAACUUGUAAUUGUUACUUAUUCAGGUCUGUGGGCAAAGACGUGUUUGGAAUGUGAGCAGAGGUGUGAGCGAGAGGAGAGAGGCUGUCUUUUAAAUUUUCCAUGGUUUCUUUGUUUUUUUUUUUUUAAAGAUGUAUUCAUUUUAUCUUACAGGCAGAGCAGCAGCGGUGGUGGGGGGGAGAGAACUUCCAUCAGCUGUUUCAUUCCUCAAAUGUCUGAAUCAGCCAGGGCUGGGCCAGAGCCAAGCCAAGAGCCAGGAGCUGUAUCCGUGUCUCCCACGUGGGUGGCAGGGGGCCCAGGUACUUGGGCCAUCUUUUGGUGCUUUCCAAGGUGCAUUAGCAGGGAGCUAUGUAGGAAGUGGAGUGGCCUGGACUCAAACUGGAGUUCUGAUGCGGGAUGCCGGUGUCACAGUUGCCAGUUUAACCCAUCAUGCCACAUCAGGCCCUGUUUCUUUGUUUUAUACACUGGUUUUCUGUUGAAGCUUGUUACCUGUUUUGCUACUUCUGUAGGAGUCUUUGUUCUAGAAUGACAGCCUCACAACUAACACUGGGACAGCUCUUGGUUUUUCAGCAUGGAGUCAAAAUUGUACUUUUAUACAAUGGUAUCAGUGUGUAAUGACCUUACCAUUCUAAGUCUUCUGCGGUUGGAAUAGUCCUUGCGUGUGGAGCUUUGGAAUAUGCCAAUGGAAUCUGGAGAUGGAGGGCAUUGAUAAGGAGGAAAUCAAGGUGUGGUUUGGAGCAGCUGUUGAGUGUUCAUAACAACAAGUAUUGUGGCUGAAAUAAAGUAGAUUAAAUAAAGUGGAUAGGGGCCAGUGCUGUGGCAUAGCAGCACCAGCAUCCCAUAUGGGUGUUGGUUCGGGUCCUUGCUGCUCCACUUCUGAUCCAGCUCCCUGCUAUGGCCUGGGAAAGCAGUAGAGGAUGGCCCAGGCCCUUGGGCCCCUGCACCCCUGAGGGAGGCUUGGAAGAAGCUCCUGGCUCCUGGCUCCUGGCUUCAGGUUGACCCAGCUCCAGCUGUUGAGGCCGUUUGGGGAGUGAACCAGUAGAUGGAAGAUCUCUGUCUCUCUCUGUCUCUGUCUCUCUCUUUCUCUCUCUGCCUCUUCUCUGUAACUCUGGCUUUCAAAUAAAUAAAUGUCUUAAAAAUAAUGAAGUGGAUAAAAUAAGUAGGACACUCAAAAGUGAGGCGUGGAAACCACUGGCACAGCCAUGAGAGGGGGAGGCAGCACAGGUCGUCCGCCAGGGUUCUGAGGGAGAGGUCGCCCUUGUUUGUGUUAUGGGCCUGGAAGGGACUUGUGACUCUGGUGAUGGAAAACCCCUGAGAAGGGAGGCAGAGGCCUAGAUGGGGCCUUGCUGGUCACUUUUAACUUGACAACUCCUAUAGUUUUUUCUUUGCUUGCAGUCUGAGAGCCUGACUCUUGGGAAAAACCCAGUCGUAUUUCUAACCAGUUCUGUGGGCCGUAGUUAUCAGGUUAAUCAUAAAAAUGCCAACUCAAAGACUUGAGAAGAAUAAGAACAGAGAACGGGGGUGGGAGGGUGCGCAGGCUGCUGGUCGCUUCCCUUCGUAACAGUCUUUAGGACUGCACCAGAGGAAGCGGGCAGUGGAAAUUAAAGUGCAGAUCGCUCAAGUGCAUGUGUGUGCUGUCAUUAUUCCGGCGCUGGAAAGAACUCUGAGCAGAGCAGAACCUGCUCGGGCGUCGUGUCGGAGGAGUCUGAGCAAAGGGAGAGGUGAAGUGCGGAGCGGCUGAUCAGACGCGGCGGGGCUGCCUGGGCGCUGUGACUGCCGAGGGUGCCGGCUACCGCGGCGGCGGAAGAGGACCUCGUUCCGAGGUGGGGAGUAGGUCUCCGCGGGACAGCUUCUCC